Messenger RNA from Paralichthys olivaceus (Japanese flounder), 3412 nucleotides. The record is from RefSeq and is a predicted model, not a curated record. Lineage: Eukaryota; Metazoa; Chordata; Actinopteri; Pleuronectiformes; Paralichthyidae.
UCUCUGCAGCCGACGGCCGGAUGUUCAUCUCUGAACGCUGCGCUCUACCUGCGGACAGACCUGCAGACGUCCACGCAUCAGAGGGUCUCAUCUGUCCUCAACCAUCCCAGGACAGACUGAACGGCCCCCCGCCUGCAGCACCGUCUCAAGACCCAGGCUCCUCCUCCUCAUACACUCCUGUCACCCGUAGAGAGCGUCAGAGGAACACCGAGCGCCAACGGGCCCACAGCACCUCCACCCUGGCGGCCUCUGUCGGCCUGCCCUGCCCCUUCUUCUCUCCCGAGCCUCAGGAUGGAGGCGGCACCGAGUGGCAACCCAACGAGAGUUUGAGCCUAGUUAACCUGGACGCCAUCGCCUACCCGGGCAUCCCGCCCACCAGCACCAGCGCCGUGGGUGCUGUCACUAACACGACCGGGCUCGAUGAAACCCUGGUGACGGACGGACAGACAAGACGCCGUCUGAGUGACGCCAGCAUUCUAGAGGACAGUGAGCAGGACAUCCACAGAGGACGAGCGCACAGCUUAGAGAUGGGGGAGGGGCAUUCUUCAGAAAACACAAAACAUCUUUUACCAGUGAUGCCAACACCCCUGUCCCAGCUCUCGGCCCCACCCAACAAGAAGGACAGCGAGAACAAUUUGCUGUCUCCUUCCCCGACUUUCUAUCCGUCCAUGCGCCACCUGUCCUCACUGAGAAUCUCAGAGUCCAGCCUGUUGAGCCCCUACGAGCAGCCGCAUCCGUUAGAAUCCUCCCGAGGACGCUCACAGGAGGACUAUGACGAGGUCUUCCUCCAAAACCCUCCCCCUCCCUCACCUCCUCCACCAAUCAGAGAGACAAGCAUCGUGGAGGACUUCCCGCCUCCCCCACCUCCUGUCGACCUGGAGCAGGAAACUGAACUCCAGUCUGUGGGAAGGUUGUCCCCUCCUCCACCUCCAAUGCCCCCCUCCUCCGCUGUCCUCCCUCCACCUGUGCUCUCCACCGUCACCCCCAUCAACACCUAUACCACAACCCAGGACAGCCUCAGUCUGGAGUACCAGCCCCUCCCUGAGAGACAAAAGACACCAGAGGAGCAGCGAGUGGAGGCGCUGGCCCAGAAGUUGGUGUUGCUGGACAGCUCUCUGGCGCCCCUCCUGGACACGUGGGGAGCUAAAUCCACGGUUGAGAUUAUGAAGGAAAUCUUUCCAAACAGCAGAACCGCUGAUAAAAGUCACUGGCUGCACAGAGGCAGCCGUCAGAUGGACGACAGGAUCCAAGAUGGUAUUUUUGGUUCUGCUCCAAGGGCAGUGAUGGAUGGAGACACAGAGACAGAGGAGGACGACAAAGAUGUCAACACUAGGAAGGUGGAGCUGUGUGAGGCUCUGAGGAGCAGCGUGGACGCUCUGCGGCAGGAGAAGGAGGCGCUGAGCGAGGAGCAGAAGCAUCACCAGGAGCUGGGGGCGAGCGUGGAGGCGUUGGUGCAGGAACGCCUAAAAACCAACGAGAGGGACAAGUACAGCAUGUUCAUCGGAGAUCUGGAGAAAAUCGUGAACCUGCUGUUGUCGCUGUGCAGUCGACUGUCGAGGAUCGACAGGUCGCUGGUCGCCCUGCAGAGGGAGGAGCUAACGCAGGAGGAAACAGCAGAGGAGCGGGAUUCCCUCCAUCACAAACGCUCUCUGCUCCUCCGUCAAACCGAAGACGCCUGGGAGCUGAAGGAGAACCUGGACCGGCGGCAGCGGGUCGUCCACGCCAUCCUGUCCGGCUACCUCACCGAACCACAGCUCCAGGACUACCGGCUCUUCGUCAGCACCAAACCCUCGCUUCUGAUUCGCCGACGGCACUUAGAGGACCUCAUACGACAGGAGGAGGAGCAGCUGACGCGGCUCGCAGAGAGCCUGCCCGUGGAGGUGGCGCAGGCUCGCGGCUGGUCGAGGGCCUCCCCCUUCCUGCUGCAAGGCCCCACGACCUGUUCCUCUUUGUUUCCACCACUGCUGCCAGGCCCCGCCCACUCCGUCAGGCCCACCACCGUGACGUCACUGUGACGUCAUGGCGAUGCCACUGCUGCAGGUGGCAGUGGAGGACAGGAAAUGAUGAAGAUUCCUUAAAAACUCUGAAAGUGUCACAUGAAGGAGAAAAACCCGAGGCAGGUUCAGUUCACACUGAAGAAGCUCUGCAGGAUUCAAACUGUUCACGGCCUCGUCACCAUUCACACCUCAACGUCAGCCUGGACUCAAACCAACUGCUGUCAAUGUUUCUGAAGCUGUUUUCAGAUGUGAACCACCGACGUGAGAACAAAUGUCUGCGUCAGCCUCUCGUAAAAUGUCAGAAUCCAUACAACAGCAAAAUGUCCGGAACAUUCAAAGUGAGUGAGCGGACGUGUUGAUGGAAGAACACAAAUCUUAAUUCUCCAUGAACAAACAUGACAGCUGAGUCAGCAGCUUCUUCUUCCAACAUCUUCUCUACAGAAUUUAUACGUCAUGUCCCGCCUCCUGCUGCUCUACAGGCUCCUCCCCUCGCCUGAACGUUCACACACACUGACACUACACAACAUGUCAACUCAACAUGCGACACAGCUCACGUCUCGAAACAGCUUCUUUGUUCUCAGAUUUGAAGACAGCUCAUCGUCAAACGCUUUAAAGGACAAUUCUAGUGUCACAGCUAAAAAUCUUCUGAUCAAAAUACACGACAUGUCUGAAGAGUCUGAACUAAAAUAAAUCAUUUCUGAUCCUUCCAACAGGUAAACAUACAUCCUUCAGAACUAGAAUCACUCUGAGCUCGUGACUCCUCUGAGCCGAUGCACGUGCAGGUUAAAAAGAAGCAUGAAUGGUAGAAACGCUUCCGUCUCUAGAAUUGUCCUUAAACGACCCUGACGCUUCUUUACGGAGCGUCAAACAUUCAGACGUUAGUGGGCGUGUCCUCGCCCACAGAUCUGAACUGUUCUCGUCACUGUCACAGCAUCACUGCAGCUCGUAGCACUUUCAGCUCUUUGACUGGUUCACGAUGAAUUUACACUGAACCAGAAACUUUUUCCCUCUUUUCAAACAUUUGACGUCCCAAUAAAUCAUAUUCCUGAUUCAUAGAGUUUUAAUUUCUGGAUACGAAGUUUAGUUUGGACCAAAAACAUUUUACUUUCCUGAUGUUACAUGAAAAUUAUCAAACAGAAAAAUACCAAACGAGAAUUUUAUAUAUGAUGAAAUUUUCUUAAAAUUUGAGAAGACACUAUUUAAACUGGUAAAAUAUCUAAACACAGUUGAUCAUUGAGAAACAGAAACUACAAACACAUGAUACAAACAUGAGACGAGCGUCAUACAAAAUGAAAUUCUUUAUUUAAGCUGAAGGUUUUCAUUCAGUCAAAGAAUCAGCACUUUGUCUCAGGACGGAAACUGGAGGGAGGAGAAUUUAACAUUUGUGGCUUCACAUCGACUUCAACUAGGACCUA